AUGGUUUCGACCGACUCGGUAACACUGCCAACAACGCUUAGCAUCACGCUUGAGGUGCGUAUAUUGUAUUUCGAAGCCGCCAAGCGCCGCUCAACUCAACAAACUCAUCUCCUCGGUACGCCAAAACGUCUGUGGAAUCCCAUUCUCAUGUCGGGCCAAGUCACAGGACCAAACGGGACAAAGGAACCUGAGCCGCAACCGCGCGCCCAUGCUCCCGAACAGUGCCAGGGAUGCCAUGACUUGAUCUAUUGUCUCUACCCAGGAUGCCAUUCACAGGGAUUCCGACAAGGCACAGAUCUCGAAGAGCACUACAAAUCGGCGCACGCACAGUCCGCCUCCAUGUUGAGUGACACGUCUGCGGGGAUGUCUACGGCGCUGGAUCCAUUUGAUCGACUGGAGGUCUUUCUGGAGAGCUUGCAGAAGAGCGCCGGUAUAGAUGGAAAGACGGCCGACGAGGAGAGUACCGAGAGCACAGACUCUUUACAGAAACCCGUGAAGCGAACGAGUCAAGCUGGCUGGAGGUGGAGGUGUGCCAAAUGUUCGCAAAUUAUCGAUCUCGAUUAUUACGGCUAUGUCUGUCCGUUCUGCCGGCAGACCUGA
Metarhizium acridum CQMa 102 is the source of this 600-nucleotide messenger RNA. RefSeq lists its product as uncharacterized. Lineage: Eukaryota; Fungi; Ascomycota; Sordariomycetes; Hypocreales; Clavicipitaceae. The record is from RefSeq and is a predicted model, not a curated record.